Messenger RNA from Corylus avellana, 719 nucleotides. Its product is annotated as protein METHYLENE BLUE SENSITIVITY 1. NCBI's taxonomy places the organism in Eukaryota, Viridiplantae, Streptophyta, Magnoliopsida, Fagales, Betulaceae. The record is from RefSeq and is a predicted model, not a curated record.
GGUACGUAAUCACCCGCUCGCGGCACCAGGCUAGGGUUUCCUGUCCCUUUCCCUUAGGGUUUUCCCACGCAACCACUCCUCUCUCCACCAGGGCCUUCGGAUUAGAUUCCGAGGAUGACGGGGAAGGCCAAGCCGAAGAAGCACACAGCGAAGGAGAUCGCGCUCAAGAUCGACGCGGCGACGACGAAUCGGGGCGGCGGGAAGGCCGGGCAAGCGGACCGUUCGGGCAUAGAGAAGGGCGGACACGCCAAGCUAGAGUGCCCGCACUGCAAGGUGACGGCGCCGGACGUGAAGUCUAUGCAGAUCCACCACGACGCCAAGCACCCCAAGAUCGGCUUCGAUGAGACCAAGCUCAACAAUCUUCACGCCUCCCUUGGCGCCGAUACCUCCAAGGGCCGCCCUGGCAUCCGUGGCAGCCACAAGAAUUAAUCUAGACGGCUUGUGACUGAAGGUGUCUGGAUUUGCAUUGACAUGAACUUGGUUCAUAUGUUUGUCUAUGUUUGUGGUUGACUUAAUGGAUGUGAAGAACCUAUAUUAUCUGGUUUAUAUUAGAUUCUGCUUACUUAUUUUUAUCUAAGUUGGUGUCUAUGUAGAUCCUUAAUGGCAACAAGUGUUGCUGAGAAUGUUGUGGUAAUUGCUUUUCUCUUUGGUUUUUCCUCCGAUCUAUGCAAUUGGAGUUAUGGCAUCUGAAUAAAGUUACAAUCUGCUUUGUUCUUGUA